Molecule: messenger RNA, 1668 nt
Organism: Purpureocillium takamizusanense
Lineage: Eukaryota; Fungi; Ascomycota; Sordariomycetes; Hypocreales; Ophiocordycipitaceae
Exons: 1
Coding region: 16-1419 (467 amino acids)
Source: RefSeq, a predicted model, not a curated record
GCAGUCACGUCGGCCAUGUCGGCCAUCCUCUCCGUACGCGGCGCCCGCGCCUUGCUCGUUGCCGCCUUCUUCAUGGCCGUCACUCUGAUUUUCACACUCCGGGAUGGCUAUCGCUUCAGCGCAACGCGAGGCCAGGUCGACAGUGCAGCACCUAAAGAGAACACCGACGGCGACAAGCCCCAGCCUCCCGAGGUAAAAUAUAUUCCGUCCCCGACGUGGACGCCUCCCGCCGUGAGGGAUCCGUUCCCCGCGCUCGCCACGGCGACAGCGGCCCCGGCGAUCCCUCCGUGGAACACCCCCAAGCCGGGUCUGCACACACAUUACGGCCUCGACUAUCAGCCGCCUCUAUUCAUAGGCUUCACUCGCACCUGGCCGAUCCUGCUCCAGGCUGUCGUCUCCUACAUCACUGCCGGAUGGCCACCCUCCUCCAUUCAUGUUGUGGAGAAUACGGGUGUCCAGCACGCAAACGCGGAGGGAAUGCUCACGCUGCAGAAUCCCUUCUUUCUCAACCACACGCAGCUUCGACUCCUCGGCGUCAACGUCGUCCGGGCCCCGGUCCUGAUGAACUUUGCCCAGCUGCAAAACUACUUUACCUAUCUCGCCAGGGAGAAUAACUGGCCGUGGUACUUUUGGAGCCACAUGGACGUCCUGGUGCUGUCGUACGAGGAUGGCCUCGAGGGUGUGACGCCGCGGGCCGGGGACAAGGGGUACAAGACGGUGUACGAGCUCUGCCUGGCCGAGUUGAACGCGACGCGACACGGCGACGACAAGGACCGGUGGGCGGAUCGAUUCUUCGCCUACGACCACCUCACGCUGGUGAACCGCGCCGCGUACGACGCUGUUGGCGGCUGGGACACCUUCAUCCCAUACUACAUGAACGACUGCGACAUGCACUCGCGCUUGCUGAUGGGGGGCUGGACACAGCGUGACGCCCUCGCCGGCAUCGUCACCGAUGUGAGCGCCGUCCUCGACGACUUUGGCGCCUUUUACCGCGAUCCGUCCAUCAGCCCGACCUUUACCGAUCCUAACCCACCACCACCGCCCCCCCGAAAAGACGAGGCCAAGGACGAUGGCAAGAAGAGCAAGCGUGAGGUAGCUGAGAUCGGCGGCCGCACCGGCAAAAACGCCGUGCCGACCAACGAGGAGACCGAUUACUGGAUCCGCCUCCGGGAGACUGCGAACAGCAUGUUCCACUACAAGCACGGCUCGCGCGGGCGCAACACCUGGCAGCUCGGCCAGCAGGGCGGCGUGGGGGAGCCGUUCUACUAUCCGGCGCGGGGCGUCGCCGAGGCCAUUGAUGUCUUGACGGAAGCGGGUAGGGAGGUCUUCCGACGGAAAUGGGGGCACCGAGACUGUGACUUGCUCACGGGGACGAGGUUAAAGGCCGACGACCAGUGGAGGGUGGAGAAGGACUGGUAGACGACUGCUAGGUUUCGCGCGCUUGUUGGGCCACGAAGCCGAUUCAUGCGCUUGGAAAAUUCGUAUAUACCCUUUCGUCGCUGGUUGCCUAGAACGAGCUUGAUAGAAUAGUGUGAGGCCGAGGAAGAGGUCCGGGAUACGCACAGAUGAACAAAGACACAGGCGGAAUGCAAUGUACAACAUAGAUAGAUGGCGGGCGGUGAAUGACCAAGUGGCCAAAAACAGAAGGGCAUUUCUCUUGCUUUUCGG